Condylostylus longicornis is the source of this 1198-nucleotide messenger RNA. It is a transcript of the gene Noa36, whose product is annotated as zinc finger protein 330 homolog. The transcript has 3 exons. The coding region runs from base 171 to 1121 and encodes 316 amino acids. The record is from RefSeq and is a predicted model, not a curated record. Gene Ontology annotation, cellular component: nucleus. NCBI's taxonomy places the organism in Eukaryota, Metazoa, Arthropoda, Insecta, Diptera, Dolichopodidae. Gene Ontology annotation, molecular function: zinc ion binding.
AUAUGUGACUGCUGCUCCCAUAAUAGUGUAUGUAUAUACAUACGACUUGUAUUACAUUCUCAUAUCCAGCAAAUAAAACCUGUGCUGAUCAAGUUGUGAAGAGAAAGUAAUUUCUAGGUCAGUUCUAAGAUUUAAAGCCUAAAAUUUGGUCAUUUUAAGCUCUAAGUAAAAUGCCAAAUAAGAAGACUGGCCAAAGAAAGAAGGCAGAGAAGCAAAAACUCCGGCAGAAAGAAAUUAGAAGCAGGGAAUCCUCUUUAGCUGAUGUACCAUGUAAUGCACCUAUGGAAUGUGACAAAUGCGAAAGAAAACAAAAAUCUCGAGCAUUCUGCUACUUUUGUCAAAGUGUUCAGCGACUUCCACUGUGCGCUCAAUGUGGUAAAAUAAAAUGUAUGCUUAAGACUGGAGAUUGUGUAGUAAAGCAUGCUGGAGUUUUUACGACUGGUCUUGGAAUGGUUGGUGCGAUAUGUGAUUUUUGUGAAGCUUGGGUUUGUCAUGGGCGGAAGUGUCUCCAAACUCAUGCCUGCACUUGCCCUCUUCAGAACGCAGUAUGCAUUGAAUGUGAACGGGGAGUAUGGGAACACGGAGGUCGAAUAUUCAAGUGUUCCUUUUGUAAUGGUUUUCUAUGCGAAGAUGAUCAGUUUGAACAUCAAGCCAGUUGUCAAGUCUUAGAAUCAGAAAAUUACAAGUGCCAAUCUUGUAAUCGAUUAGGACAAUAUUCUUGCUUGCGCUGUAAGACAUGUUAUUGUGAAGAUCAUGUAAGGAGGAAAGGAUUUAAAUAUGAAAAGAAUAAAGCUAUACCAUGCCCAAAAUGCAACUAUGAAACUUCUAUUACGAAAGAUAUGAGCAUGUCAACGAGAAGCCACAAAUUUGGCCGUCAACAGCAAACAGCUGGAGAAGAUGAUGAUUAUGAUUAUGACGGUGGUUAUAGUGGAGGUUAUAGUGGCUAUGGUGCCAGCAAUUUUUCUGGAAAUGAUUUUGAUGAAAAUUAUAAUUAUGAGGAUGAAGAUGAUGAUGAUGAUGAUGAUGAGGAUUAUGAUGAAGACGAUGAUGAUGAUAACGAAGAAGGCAAUGAAUCUCCUGCUGAGGAAAAGGAUAAUAAAAAAGAUACAUAUUCAAAAUAAUUAAUUUUAUUAAAACAAAUUUAUUAUAUAAUUAUUGUUAUCGGUUUCGACAAUAAAAGUUUUUAGUGAAAUUAUAA